UCUGAAGCAAAAUCCUUAAAAUCAAGAGUUGGCCUAAUUAUAGAAAAAGUAUGUUAAGGGAAACCGUUGGUGAUUGCAAAAUGAAAAACCGUUAGCUUAUCAAUAUAAUACAGCUUUGUGUCCUCCCCGAACCCUCUCAUGCCCUUCUAUAAGCAGCCUUGGGCCUUUUCCAAGGUUUUUGUUUUAGCCAUGGCUAAACCUCCGUCCUUUGGCUGCUGCUUCUUCCUCUUAUUCUUCUCCUUCUUAUCUUCUUCCUUUGUCUCAUUUGCCUUAACCGAUACAGAAGCUGCCUUCAUUGUGCAGCGACAGCUCUUAACGUUACCAGAGAAUGGCGAACUUCCUGAUGACAUUGAAUACGAGGUUGAUCUCAAGGCUACAUUUGCCAACACAAGGCUCAAGAAAGCUUAUAUAGCUCUUCAGGCUUGGAAAAAGGCAAUAUAUUCAGACCCGUUUAACACCACGGGAAACUGGCAUGGCCCGCACGUGUGUAGCUACACCGGUGUGGUUUGUGCGCCAGCUCUUGAUGAUUCUGAGGUCACGGUUGUAGCUGGUGUUGACCUCAACGGUGCUGAUAUCGCAGGGCAUUUGCCUGCUGAGCUUGGUUUGAUGACGGAUGUUGCUAUGUUCCAUUUGAAUUCAAACCGGUUUUGCGGGAUUAUACCUAAAAGCUUUGAGAAGUUGAAGCUAAUGCACGAAUUCGAUGUCAGUAACAACCGUUUCGUUGGAACUUUCCCUGACGUUGUCCUCUCUUGGCCUGAAGUCAAAUACUUCGACCUUAGGUUCAACGAUUUCGAAGGUCAAGUCCCUCCUGAGCUUUUCAAGAAGCAACUUGACGCCAUUUUCUUGAACAACAAUAGAUUCACCUCGGUGAUUCCUGAAUCUCUAGGGGAAUCUCCGGCCUCGGUUGUGACUUUUGCUAACAACAAAUUCACUGGUUGUAUCCCUAAGAGUAUCGGAAAUAUGAAGAAUCUCAACGAGAUUGUCUUUAUGGACAAUGGUUUGGGAGGUUGUUUCCCGUCCGAAAUCGGCAACUUAUCGAAUGUGACAGUUUUCGAUGCAAGCAAGAACUCGUUCAUAGGUCGUCUCCCGACUAGCUUUGUCGGGUUGACCGGUGUGGAGGAAUUUGAUAUCUCCGGGAACAAACUCACAGGACUUGUACCGGAUAACAUUUGCAAGUUGCCUAAUUUGGUGAACUUCACUUACUCGUACAAUUACUUCAAUGGACAAGGAGGUUCGUGUGUUCCAGGUGAUGCUCGCAAGGAAAUUGCAUUGGACGACAUACGUAAUUGCUUGCCUGCUCGACCUUACCAACGAUCUUCCCAGGAAUGUGCGGUCGUGAUCAACCGCCCAGUUGAUUGUAGCAAGGACAAGUGCGCUGGUGGCGGAGGUGAUGGCUCUUCAACUCCAUCGGAACCAUCGCCGGUUCCAACUACGCCGGUUCACAAACCAUCACCGGUUUACAAACCAGCGCCAGUUCCAACUACGCCGGUUCACAAACCAUCACCGGUUUACAAACCAGCGCCAGUUCCAACUACGCCGGUUCAUAAACCAUCCCCGGUUCCAACUACGCCGGUUCACAAACCAUCACCGGUUUACAAACCAGCGCCAGUUCCAACUACGCCGGUUCACAAACCAUCGCCAGUUCCAACUACGCCGGUUCACAAACCAUCGCCAGUUCCAACUCCGGCAGUUCCAUCUCGGCCGGUUCAAAAACCACAACCGCCAAAAGAGUCACCGCAACCGGAUGAUCCUUAUGAUCAAUCUCCAGUGACGAAAAGGCGCAGCCCUCCUCCACCUCCAUCACACCCUCCGGUGGUUCAUUUUCCGCCUCCGGCUCCGGUCAACUCUCCACCACCACCAGUGUACUCACCUCCGCCUCCGGCUCCUGUACAUUCUCCGCCACCACCGGUACACUCGCCACCACCGCCGGUGCACUCUCCGCCACCACCGGUUCACUCUCCGCCACCGCCUGUUCACUCUCCACCACCGCCGGUGUACUCGCCACCUCCGCCGCCUGUCUACUCUCCCCCACCUCCACCGGUGUAUUCGCCACCGCCGCCACCUGUCUACUCUCCCCCACCUCCCGUCUUUUCUCCACCGCCGCCAAUCUACUCCCCGCCGCCACCACCGGUACAUUCGCCACCGCCACCACCCCCUCCGGUUAACUCGCCACCGCCACCGGUUCACUCCCCGCCGCCACCAGCACCUGUUAACUCACCGCCGCCACCGGUCUUGUCUCCUCCAGCUAACCCGCCAAAGGCCAGUCCACCACAACAGACACCAGUCAAACCGUCGCCAUCGCCAGUCCAACCUUCACCAACACCAACGGUCUUUUCUCCACCGCCGUCACAAUCUCCGCCGAAGAUCAACUCCCCAGCGGCUCAAGCACCAGCUCCAAGUGAUGAUGAAUUCACCAUACCAACGUUCAUCGGCCACCAAUACGCAUCCCCACCGCCGCCAAUGUUCCCAGGCUACUAAUAUCAGUCGGAAGAGAAAAGAAGAAGAAGAAGUCUAUAUCGUCUUUGGACUAUUGGUAAAAAACAGAAAUAUUUGAGGAAGAAGAAGAGAAACGGUGAAAAAGUAAUGACAUAUCAAAAAAACAAAAUGAAGAA
This is a messenger RNA of Camelina sativa (false flax), 2612 nucleotides long. Its product is annotated as pollen-specific leucine-rich repeat extensin-like protein 4. The record is from RefSeq and is a predicted model, not a curated record. Gene Ontology annotation, molecular function: protein binding. Lineage: Eukaryota; Viridiplantae; Streptophyta; Magnoliopsida; Brassicales; Brassicaceae.